Molecule: messenger RNA, 2394 nt
Organism: Hemisphaericaspora subhashii
Lineage: Eukaryota; Fungi; Ascomycota; Pichiomycetes; Serinales; Debaryomycetaceae
Exons: 1
Coding region: 1-2394 (797 amino acids)
Molecular function (GO): protein binding
Source: RefSeq, a predicted model, not a curated record
AUGCAAAUUUCAAAAAGAGUAAAAGAUCUUAAUAAAAGAUUUAGAGGCAAAAUAGUUGAUGAACAACCUCACCAAUCUGACCAAAGACAGUUGAAGAAACGAAGAACGCGUCUUGAAAUUUUUCAUCUUCCUAAAGACGUCAUAGAUAUUAUAAUCUUCUUUAUACCAGAUGGAUAUUUGGAAACUUACCUCGACAUUCCCUUUAUUGGAGAAUAUGCAGCAAAUAGAUUUUAUCGAUAUAUCGAAAUCCUCCCUUUAGUUGCUAACACUUAUCCUUUAGAAUCACCGUAUAUGGCGAAUGAUUCUGUUGAACCAAACAAGUAUCAGACUAUGUCGAUAAGAAAAACAUACACCUCAAACUUACCAAACUUCCUUAUUCAUCCUAAUGAAGAUGGAGGUAGUGGAAAUACCUACUAUAGACAAUUAAGUGUAAAUGAAUUUGUUCAAUUGAGUAAAACCUAUCCCAGAUUUCAACCCAAGGUUGUUCAUUUUAUGACAUUGAACAGAUUUGUUUGGAUGCAUGAACGGUAUCCCACCAUCUUGAAACGUUUACCACACAUAGAUAUUUCAUUUGAAGAUCGUUUCAUAUUUACAGGAGACACCUUCUUUAAUCUGCAAUACAAUAUCUAUCGGGUUUUUAAUAUUCCAGAAGAAUUCAUAAAUAAGAAUGUCUUUUCCAGGAUUUCGUGUAUGUGUUCUAGAGGGGUUCCAAGAGGCAUUGGUAAGCGCUGGACUGAGAAUCUUGAAGAACUUUACUUCGGUGGCGACAUGUCCGGCGGGAUGGAUCCCACAAUCGGCCAACUUUACCGCUUGUUUCCUAGGUUGAAAAGGUUAUGCUUGGGUGCUCGGAUAUGGUACGUACCGGAGGGAAUGCCUCGUUUCCCACCCAUGUUAGAGUUUUUACAAAUACGCGGCCUAUCACGGAGAACGAUAGCAAGGAAUGGAUGGAAUUUUUCAUAUUUGGCAUAUUUAAAAGAAAUUAUCGUCGAAACUGACUUCUGCUUGGAUACAUUGAGAAGGUUCAAGUUUCCCCCGGGUAUUGAAAGGGUUCUUGUCUCAUGCGAGAGUUACCCAGAGUUGACUCCACGGUUAUUAAAUUUGGAUGGUGUGGAAAGGUACCCCAAUUUGAAAGAGUUCCGGGUUCGCUUUCCCGUCGACGGACAGAAGGUGUUCUCUCAUAACGCUCACUUCCCACCCAACCUACAAAAGCUUGAUAUAGCAGUGGAGCGCUACUCAGGUAACCAUCCACUUCCUUUAGUCGAUUUGGGUGAUAACUUGAAGCUUCCAGAUAAUUUAAAAGUUCUUCAACUUUACACUAAUAAUGGAUUUUACCAUCCUGAAGAAUUGUUCUUUCCGCCUUCCUUAGAGAUAUUAUCUCUUUAUAAUGAAAUGAUUGAUGGAUGGGCGGAACCAUAUGAUUGGCAUGAUGUAUUGUUUCCAGAUUCUCUUGUCCAGCUAAAUCUUCACGUUACAACAACAGAAGGACUUGCGCUUCCCAAAUCGUUGCGUUCGUUGAAUCUAUCUUCAAUUCGUCCAAGUAGUUACAUUGACUUUUUUAAUUUGGAGAAUUUAGUUCAACUUAUUUAUUCAUACGUAGGUAUGGAGGACUUCGUUUAUAAAUUGCCUUUCACUUUAAAAACAUUGGAUUUGUCUUCGUCUAAAUCCCUCCAUACAAUACACAUUGACGCACCAAAUUUAAAGCUGGUUUUAUUAAACGAAACUGGAUUUGCGUCUCUAGAUAGACGCAACUUUCGGUUACCAGAUUCUGUUGAACGACUUUCAUUAAAUAACUCGGGCCUUAAAAGCACGGCAGCCAACUCAUUGCCAAGAAUGUUGAAGCAACUAUGUUUACAGAAAUGCAGUUUAACUUCCGAUUUAUUAGAUAACCUUCAAUUACAAGACUAUCAGAAUCUUGUCAAGUUAGAUUUGCUGGAGAACAGGAUUUCGCGAUUGGGAAGCAAUACUCUUCCGCCGUCAUUAGAAUGGCUACGUCUUGAUAAAAAUCCAGUUUCCACGUUCUCCAAUUCAAGUAUAUUCUCGGAUCUUACACGCUUACGUGAAUUAAAUAUCUCACGUACCAACAUCAACAACUAUUUACAAACAAAUGAGUUGAAGUUCCCAUCAUCGUUGAUUAGCUUGAAUCUCGCAGAGAAUGGUUUACAAAAGGGUGCAGUAGGUCAUUUAAUCUUGCUGUCAUGUACUCAAUUGCAAGAGUUGUGUUUGGUUGGGAACGUAGACAUUGAGGAUAUUCAAGAGAUUGUGGAUGUAAUUAAGUCUACUUGCCCAGACAUGGUUGACUUGAUGUUGAAUAGCUCGCUUGACGAUUGUGUUUUGAAAGAAGAUUUCCUAUCAUUCCAUGCUUCACCGAUUGUAGAGGUGAGAUUCGGAAUGUGA